GAUUUUGCAAUAAAAGCCCACCUUCUCCCCGCCCCUCCCAUAGACGCUGUCUGCCCACACCGAUUGAACACAAGCUUCAUCAUCUGGGAAAUCUUUCAACUUACUUCAACUCCUACUUCCACGCAAAUCCGACACCAUGGGUAAGGAAAAGACUCAUAUCAACGUCGUCGUCAUCGGCCACGUCGACUCUGGCAAGUCGACGACCACUGGACACUUGAUCUACAAGUGCGGUGGUAUUGACAAGCGUACCAUCGAGAAGUUCGAGAAGGAAGCCGCCGAACUUGGCAAGGGUUCCUUCAAGUAUGCCUGGGUGCUUGACAAGCUGAAGGCCGAGCGUGAGCGUGGUAUCACCAUCGAUAUCGCCCUCUGGAAGUUCGAGACCCCGAAGUAUUACGUGACUGUAAUCGACGCUCCUGGUCACCGUGACUUCAUCAAGAACAUGAUUACUGGUACCUCCCAGGCCGAUUGCGCCAUCCUCAUCAUUGCCGCCGGUACUGGUGAGUUCGAGGCCGGUAUCUCCAAGGAUGGCCAGACCCGUGAGCACGCCCUGCUUGCGUACACCCUCGGUGUCAAGCAGCUCAUUGUCGCCAUCAACAAGAUGGACACCACCAAGUGGUCCGAGGACCGCUACAACGAGAUCAUCAAGGAGACGUCCAACUUCAUCAAGAAGGUUGGCUACAAUCCCAAGCACGUCCCCUUCGUCCCCAUCUCCGGCUUCAACGGCGACAACAUGAUUGAGCCUUCCACCAACUGCCCCUGGUACAAGGGCUGGGAGAAGGAGACCAAGGCCAAGGCCACUGGCAAGACCCUCCUCGAGGCCAUCGACGCCAUUGAUCCCCCUAGCCGUCCCUCCGACAAGCCCCUCCGCCUUCCCCUCCAGGAUGUGUACAAGAUUGGCGGUAUUGGCACGGUCCCCGUCGGUCGUGUCGAGACCGGUACCAUCAAGGCCGGUAUGGUCGUCACCUUCGCCCCCGCUGGUGUCACCACCGAAGUCAAGUCCGUCGAGAUGCACCACGAGCAGCUUGCUGAGGGUGUUCCCGGUGACAACGUUGGCUUCAACGUGAAGAACGUCUCCGUCAAGGAGAUCCGUCGUGGCAACGUUGCUGGUGACAGCAAGAACGACCCCCCCAAGGGUGCUGAGUCCUUCAACGCCCAGGUCAUCGUUCUCAACCACCCCGGCCAGGUCGGUGCUGGUUACGCUCCCGUCCUUGACUGCCACACCGCCCACAUUGCUUGCAAGUUCGCCGAGCUCCUUGAGAAGAUCGACCGCCGUACCGGUAAGUCGGUCGAGAACUCUCCCAAGUUCAUCAAGUCCGGUGAUGCCGCCAUCGUCAAGAUGAUUCCCUCCAAGCCUAUGUGCGUUGAGGCCUUCACUGAGUAUCCUCCUCUUGGUCGUUUCGCCGUCCGUGACAUGCGUCAAACUGUCGCCGUCGGUGUCAUCAAGUCCGUCGUCAAGUCCGACAAGGGUGCCGGCAAGGUCACCAAGGCCGCCCAGAAGGCCUCCAAGAAAUAAGCGAUCGAUUCUUUCCUGGUUGGUUUCUCUUUCCCAAAAAGCCUCAGGUCCACAGGGUCUGGGG
Westerdykella ornata is the source of this 1577-nucleotide messenger RNA. Its product is annotated as translation elongation factor 1-alpha. The transcript is spliced from 6 exons. NCBI's taxonomy places the organism in Eukaryota, Fungi, Ascomycota, Dothideomycetes, Pleosporales, Sporormiaceae. The record is from RefSeq and is a predicted model, not a curated record. Gene Ontology annotation, biological process: translation; translational elongation. Gene Ontology annotation, molecular function: GTPase activity; GTP binding; translation elongation factor activity. The coding region runs from base 137 to 1513 and encodes 458 amino acids.